CUUGACUUCAUCCUUACUUGACUUCUUACUUCUUGAUAACAGAUAACAGAUGAGUCUUGACUUCUCAAUUUCAUCUCUCUAGUGAUAUUCUGAAAGUGAUUCGGUCUUGUGGCGCGUAUUUCACUUUUGGCCUCUUAACUCUAUCCUCCACCAUCCAAUACGGUUAGCUGCGAUCGGCCUAGCCAGACAGAGAACGUCGACCCCCCUCUGGUCCCCGCGGGCUAUCGAUUUCCCUCACCUACUUUUUUUCUAUCUCCCUUUCACCCUUCUGACCUCUCUCUUUCUUGACACUCCCCUCACCCUUUCCAUCUCCAUCUCCAUCUCCACCAACAUGAACUGGCUGAAAUCUACUCUCGCCAGUGUCGCAGGCACUCAGGAACCCAUCUAUGGCCCCGACGCCAUUCGAUCCGUCGCCCAGCAGGCCCAAUCCCAGGAGGUCCCCUACACUGAGCUCACCAAGGAUGACCUCCGGUGGCGCGCCCACCAGUAUACCAAUGUGGAGACCAAGACCUUUUAUGUCAUGGCCGACAACGGCACCCUGGUCAUGAUCCAAAUUAUCUACAGCAACAUCGUAGGAAUCCAUACCACCGCCCAUGUCAACGCCAAGAUCUUCAACCUGGCCGGAGAUGGCCCCCACAACUGGCACUCCGAUCCCCUGUCCAACUUCAUGUUCGACGAGAGCAUGCUUUCGUUUGGCGCGGACAACCUGUCCCUGACCCUGAACGAGGAGGGAACGAAAUACACCUUCAAGUCCGCCGUCAACGACGACAGCCUGAUCAACCUCACCUUUACCCGCACCACCCCCGGUUUCGUCAUCGGCAAGGACGGCACCUCCUACUUCGGUACCGACCCCGCGAACCCCUGGGGUUCCAUGAGCCAUGCCUUCUGGCCCCGUUGCGCCGUCGAAGGCACCAUCUCCACCAAGGAGAAGACCUACGACCUCACCGGCAAGGGCAUGUUCAUCCACGCUCUCCAGGGCAUGAAGCCCCACCACGCCGCCGCUCGGUGGAACUUUGUCAACUUCCAGGGCCCGACGCACACGGCCGUCAUGAUGGAAUACACCACCCCCCCUUCGUACGGAUCCACCGUGGUGAACGUCGGCGGCAUCGUCAAAGACGGCGAGGUCGUCUACGCCGGCACGACAAACUUGGCCAGCCACACCGCAUCUGAGAAGGACCAGGAGAGCGAGUGGCCGGCGCCGACCUCGGCCAAGUGGUCGUGGGAAGGGCGAUCCAAGGAGCCCAAGGACGUCAGCGCCGAGAUCCACGGUCCUCUCGGCAACCGCCUGGACCGCGUAGACGUCAUGGCCGAAGUGCCCGGAUUUAUCAAGAGCAUUGCCGGCAGCGUCGCCGGUACGCGACCGUAUAUCUUCCAGUACUCCCCGCAAGACAAACUCAGCCUCAAGCUGAAGAUCGGUGAUGAAGAAAUUACCGAAGAGGGCACCGUCUUCACCGAAGCGACCUUCAUCUCGUGAAAUCCUGAAUUUCCCCUCGUACAUAGACCCUGUCCCGACCCUAUUGGAAGAGUGAUGUCUCCGGCGUUUUUGAGUGUUUGAUAUGAUAUAAUUCACCGACUUGCAACUUUGAACCUGAAACCAUAAUCAAUCACUGGCUUUAUAUGCACUAUUAAAUAAUAUGAAUGACUUGCUUUCAAUCAUCUUUUCAAUUUCAGCUACUGUUUUGGGUAGCGGGUGCCUGGUGACGGGCUGAUACUGUCGAUGUUUCUGCUUCUCCU
Messenger RNA from Aspergillus candidus, 1734 nucleotides. Its product is annotated as survival factor 1 family protein. NCBI's taxonomy places the organism in Eukaryota, Fungi, Ascomycota, Eurotiomycetes, Eurotiales, Aspergillaceae. Bases 332 to 1474 code for a protein of 380 amino acids. The record is from RefSeq and is a predicted model, not a curated record. The transcript has 5 exons. Gene Ontology annotation, cellular component: cytoplasm. Gene Ontology annotation, biological process: response to oxidative stress.